This is a messenger RNA of Caenorhabditis sp. 36 PRJEB53466, 1144 nucleotides long. Lineage: Eukaryota; Metazoa; Nematoda; Chromadorea; Rhabditida; Rhabditidae. The record is from the annotation of a GenBank genome assembly.
AUGAGGAGCAAGGGAACGUUCAACGCGGCCGCCUUCAAUUCGCCCUCCAUGAUCAACAACGGACUCCUUCUCGCGGUGAGUCAGUGGUGUGAGAAGAAAAAGUGAAAAUGAUGAUGACGAUGAGCAUCUUAUCUGAUUAUUCUAGUCGACUGCUCGCCAUGUCCAAUUAUUCUUUGAAUUCGGUUUUUUGUGUGAAGCGUGUAAUCUAAAGUCACCGCCAGGCUGGCAAGAUCCCGGGCCGGUCCCAAAGUCUCACCUUGAACACAUUUUUUUUGCGAAACGUCUUGAAAAAUGGCUGCUACCGCCGCAUUUGAAAAAAUUUCUUUCGCGUUUCGGUCCGCGCGCCUCGUUCAAGUCUGGUCACAACUGGGGCCGUUCCAAAAGUGAUCUAUCUUUAGAGGCCUAUAUCUUAAGAACCAGUGAAAAUUAGGAAAAAUGAUCAACUAAAAAGUUGUUGGAAAUGUUAUCUUAAACAACUAUGUAAUUGAUCAUUAUAUCUGAAAACGCUAAGUUUUUGAGUUAUGGCUUCAUUUCUGAACAGUACGCUGAUAUAGUAGAAGUCUUCUUGUAACCUAGGACCUCCCUCUUUAUGUCAACGGUUAUUAGAAGAAGAUGAAGAGGGAGGGAAUUCCAAAUUCUCAAGACAUUGUCCCCAUCUUCUAAGAACCCUUAUUCAUUGUUAUGUUCCUCCCUACUUCAUCUUGCUCCUCCCACGCAAAGUGUGUGCUCUCAGGGCUUCGACAAUAACGGUACCAGUCGGGAGACUCGCGAGAGUUACGAAGAGUACAAGGACGAUAUUGAUCACUUGCUCGAGGAGGAUUUGACGUUUUAUGAUGAAAAUGAGGGUGAGGAAACUGCCGAAGGUCCUGUGGUUAAGAAGAAGCAGAAGCCGCCGGUGAAGGAAGAGACUGAAGAAGAAGAAGAAGAAGAAGAAGAAGAAGAAGAUGGAUGGGAAGAAGAAGAAGAAGAAGAAGAAGUGACGACGACUACAGCAACUACAAUAGCGACGACUACGGUAGCAGUGACAACAACAACGACGACGAGUGCGAGUACGGUAGCUCCGGAAGAAGUGACGACACAGGAGUUUAGAGAUGAAGAGCAAGAAGAAGACGAAGAAGAAGAAGAGGAAGAUGAUGUGAGGUGA